AUGGGAAAGCCAAAGUAUUUUCUUGGGAUUGAAGUUGCAUAUAAAAAACAUGGUCUGUUGUUGUCUCAAAGGAAGUAUGUGCUAGAUUUACUAGAAGAAACAAAUCUUUUGGAAUGCAAAUCUGCAAGCACUCCAAUGGAGGCAAAUGUUGAUUUGUGGCGUGAUGAUACCUCUCUACUAGAUGAUGCUGCACGAUAUAGGAGACUAAUUGGGAAGCUAAUAUAUUUUAUAGUUACCAGACCUGAUAUUACUUUUGCAGUAGGUGUACUGAGCAGGUUUAUGCACAAACCUAGAGAGGUUCAUUGGACAGCAGCUCUGAAGAUUUUGGCAUAUGUCAAAAGUUGUCCUGGCAAGGGAUUGUUAUAUAAGAAUCAUGAGCAUACUCACAUUUCGGCUUUCUCUGAUGAUGGCUACGCAGGAGACUGGGAGACCGAAAGUCAACCUCAGGAUUUUGUACUUUUGUUGGAGGUAAUCUUGAGACUUGGAGAAGUAAGAAACAAGAUGUAG
Messenger RNA from Asparagus officinalis (garden asparagus), 507 nucleotides. RefSeq lists its product as uncharacterized. The record is from RefSeq and is a predicted model, not a curated record. The transcript has a single exon. Bases 1 to 507 code for a protein of 168 amino acids. NCBI's taxonomy places the organism in Eukaryota, Viridiplantae, Streptophyta, Magnoliopsida, Asparagales, Asparagaceae.